Molecule: messenger RNA, 2075 nt
Organism: Spea bombifrons (plains spadefoot toad)
Lineage: Eukaryota; Metazoa; Chordata; Amphibia; Anura; Pelobatidae
Gene: LYN
Product: LYN proto-oncogene, Src family tyrosine kinase
Exons: 13
Coding region: 525-2054 (509 amino acids)
Biological process (GO): innate immune response; cell surface receptor protein tyrosine kinase signaling pathway; protein phosphorylation
Cellular component (GO): extrinsic component of cytoplasmic side of plasma membrane
Molecular function (GO): non-membrane spanning protein tyrosine kinase activity; ATP binding; signaling receptor binding
Source: RefSeq, a predicted model, not a curated record
GUAGUGCCUUCCAUGAGUAAAUAAUUAGUGAUUUAGUAAUUUGAGAACUGCUUUCACCAUCAUAGUGAAAGGUUUCCUCUGCUACAGUUAUUGAAAGCCAGGAUCUGGAUAAGAAGGAAGAAAGGGGGUCACAGCAGAACCCAUGCCUUCCCUGACGUUAGAUAAAGCUUCAUUCUCUUCAUGCUCAAGUACUUUCCUUGCCUGACAUACAGAGAUGUAUGCAAAUCCUCCCGGUAAAUACAUACCAGGAAGUAAAAGAAAAAAAAAAGAAUCUACAGAGCCUCAUUGAAGCAAGUUCCUUCCAGUGAGUGGCUGCAGGGGCUCUCAGACAGUGCGCUCCUCAACACUUAGGGCUUUUAUUUAUAUUAUUACUUUUAUUUUAUCAGUAUUUUCUUUGGUACUCUGGAGAAACCUCAAGACAUCGCAGGAGUGGUGGAAUCCAUAGCUUGAUUUCUUUUGUUGGCUGCUCACAGUGUUACUCUUAAGGAAUACCCAGUGAACCAAGGAUCAAGCAGAACAAAAAUAUGGGAUGUUUAGGGUCAAAAAUGAAAGACAGCGGUCCUGCGACUGGGAGUGAGAAGAUCAAUUCAGUACGUAAAUCUGAACGAGCUAUUUAUGUGCCAGACCCAACGUCCGGUAAACAGCAAAGGCCAGGUAAGGCCGGAGGUCUCUUACCUGGACAAGAACUGCAAAUGCAAGAAGAGAUUGGGAAUAUUGUGAUAGCCUUGUAUCCAUAUCAGGGGAUCCAUCAGGAUGACUUGACCUUCAAGAAAGGAGAAGAACUGAAAGUUCUUGAAGAGCACGGAGAAUGGUGGAAAGCAAAAUCUUUGUUAACGAAGAAGGAAGGAUUUAUUCCAAGCAACUACGUAGCCAAAAAGAACACAUUAGAAAAGGAAGAAUGGUUUUUCAAAGAUAUUACAAGAAAAGAUGCAGAAAGGCAACUGCUGGCUCCUGGAAAUAAUGUUGGGGCUUUCCUGAUCAGAGAGAGCGAAACAUCAAAAGGCAGCUACUCGUUGUCGAUACGAGAUUUUGACCCCCAAGCUGGUGAUAUCAUAAAGCACUACAAAAUUAGGACAUUGGACAAUGGGGGCUACUAUAUUUCUCCUAGAAUUACUUUCUCGUGUAUCAGUGAUAUGAUCAGUCACUAUCAGAAACAAGCUGACGGCCUCUGCAGGAAACUUGAAAAACCAUGUUAUAGCCCUAAACCACAAAAGCCGUGGGACAAAGAUGCCUGGGAAAUACCUAGAGAUUCCAUAAAGUUGGUGAAGAAGCUGGGAGCUGGACAGUUUGGCGAAGUUUGGAUGGGUUUCUACAAUAAUAAUACUAAGAUCGCUGUGAAGACACUGAAGCCUGGUACCAUGUCAGCACAGGCUUUCAUGGAAGAAGCAAACAUCAUGAAGACUCUUCAGCAUGACAAAUUAGUGAGGCUGUACGCUGUGGUCUCCAAAGAAGAACCGAUUUAUAUUAUCACAGAAUACAUGGCGAAGGGAAGCCUUCUGGAUUUCCUUAAGAGUGAUGAAGGGGUAAAACAAUAUCUUCCAAAGCUGAUUGAUUUCUCUGCCCAGAUAGCAGAAGGUAUGGCUUACAUAGAAAGGAAGAACUACAUCCACCGUGAUCUCCGAGCAGCUAACGUGCUAGUGUCUGAAUCUCUAAUGUGCAAAAUAGCCGACUUUGGUCUAGCCCGAGUAAUUGAAGACAAUGAAUAUACAGCAAGAGAAGGUGCUAAGUUCCCUAUAAAAUGGACAGCCCCAGAAGCUUUUAACUUUGGCUCCUUUACAAUAAAGUCAGAUGUGUGGUCGUUUGGAAUACUCCUAUAUGAAAUAAUAACCUUUGGAAAAAUUCCCUAUCCAGGGAUGAGUAACGCGGAUGUGAUGUCCGCGCUACAGCGAGGCUACCGUAUGCCUCGUAUGGAGAACUGCCCUGAAGAACUGUAUGAAAUCAUGAAAGAGUGCUGGAAGGAGAAGGCAGAGGAGCGGCCAACAUUUGAGUAUUUACAGAGUGUGCUAGAUGAUUUCUACACAGCAACAGAAGUACAAUACCAACAACAGCCCUAGAGCAUGGCUUUAUCAUCAUUG